This is a messenger RNA of Boleophthalmus pectinirostris (great blue-spotted mudskipper), 5954 nucleotides long. RefSeq names its product tectonin beta-propeller repeat containing 2 (gene tecpr2). The transcript is spliced from 26 exons. Gene Ontology annotation, molecular function: protein binding. Lineage: Eukaryota; Metazoa; Chordata; Actinopteri; Gobiiformes; Gobiidae. Bases 279 to 4286 code for a protein of 1335 amino acids. The record is from RefSeq and is a predicted model, not a curated record.
UCCUGGUCCCGGUCUCCUCCCGGGGCUGACGCGGUUUGUUGACAUCAGCUCCUCCGCUUUGGGGCGAUGUCAGGUGGAUUUGUUCUGCGUGAUGUCUCGGUGCUGUGGACGCUUCUGCCCGGACCCCAGAGCCUCCAGCACGGCCUGUAGCAUCCCGGGACCCCGCUGAACCCACCCGGAACCUCCCGCACCUCCCAGGACCGGGACCGGCGCCUCCCGGAGCCUCCCGGAGCCUCCAGAACCGCGUAAGCCCGAAGUGUGCGCCGCGGUGACUCAUCAUGGCGUCGACCCAGGACUCGGUUCUGAGGGAGUUCUGUCCCCUGUACUACCUCCUCAACACCAUCCCUGCCAAGGUCCAGCGUGGGUUCCGGUCGGUUGUGGUCUACCUCACGGCGGUGGACUGUAGUCCAGACUUCGUUGCCGUGGGCAGCAGCAUCGGCAUGUUGUACCUGUACUGCAGACGCCAGGGUCACAUGACCAAAUACAGCAUCGAGGGGAAGUCGGACUCUCUGACGGCGGUGAAGUUGCUCUCGUGUUUUGAUGACCUUGUGGCCGUAGGAACAGCGUCAGGGCGGGUCGCCGUGUUCCAGCUCGUCUCACCUUUACCUGGACGCAACAAACAGCUGCGGCGGUUCGAUGUUUCGGAUCAGCACCGGGGCCCGGUCACCGCUCUGGCCUGGAGCACCAACGGCAUGAAGCUUUUCUCUGGAGACGACAAAGGACGAGUCGUGUUCACCGCCAUCGACCUGGACCAGGGGGAGUGCCGGCCAGUGCUGGUUCUGGAGGAGUCUUCGGCCGUGGUCCAGAUCCAGUACCGUUCCCAGGUUCUGCUCGUGUCCACUCUCCACCGGACCCUCCUCCACCACCAGAACCAGGACCCCCGGACCCUCCAGAGUCCAGACCAGAACCACAGCCAGAACCAGGUCCAAACCAGCCAGAACCCCGCCACCAAGACCAUCGGCACCCAGCCCCGGAAGAGCAGCGGUCGUUUCGGCGCCUGUUUCCUUCCGUCUCUGUGUAAACAAAGUGACCUUCAGGUGUUUGCUGCUCGUCCUGGACUCAGACUCUGGAGAUCCAACGUGGAGGGAGAAGUUCAGGAGACGCGUCUGCUCAAAGGACUCUUCAGCCACAAGGUCCCACAGGUGGCGCUCUUCCCUCGGCCGUCUCCGUCUGGGGGGUGCAGUCCCUCAGAGCGACAGCUGGGGGCGCUCUGCUGCUUCCAUCAGAAUUGGCUCCUGAGCUGGAAUGAGUACAGCCUCUACGUCCUGGACUACAGCACCCAGGAGCUGGUCGGGGUCCUGGAGUCCAGUGGAGAUCUGGUCUCGGUAUCAUGUUCUGAAAACGAGAUCUUCCUCCUGAAAGGCGACCGAGACAUCAUCCGCCUGUCCACCACCCCCGAGGGCGUCCCCCACAGUGCGGACCUGUCAGGGCGGAUGACAUCACCUCUGACCCCGCUGACCCCCACCUUCCUGCCCCCCACUGGCGCCGUGGAGACCGCUCAGCCAAUCAGAACGCUCCCCAUCAUCACAGAGGGCGGGACCGAGGACAGAGGAGACGAGGAGACAGGAGAGGAGGCGAGAGAGGAGGGGGCGGAGCCUCGUUCACGAAGCCGCAGCAGCUCGCUGACGUCAUCAGUGACAUCACACGACAGCCCCAGAUACUACGCUCCCAUUGGUCAAGAGCAGCACUCAGCCCCGCCCACAGACCCCAAAUACUGCGCUCCCAUUGGACAAGAGCAGCCAGAGCUCGUGGUGACGGCGGUGAGACUGAAGAAGAGACGCCGACGCCGGAAAGACAGUGGAACUGGCCAAUCAGAGGACAGCUGCUCAGAAUCUCUCUUCCCAUUGGACGAUGGUAGCAGUGAAGCAGGAAGUGACCGGACCUCCCUCUGUGGUCCGGACCAGGACCAGGAUCAGGACCAGGAUCAGGACCAGGACCAGGACCAGGACCAGAACCAGGCUGAGUCCAGGGCCCUGCCGCCCCCCGCUGCCCUGACCCUGAGCCCUCCAGUCCCAGGACCAGGAUCAGGACCUGAACCAGGUCCAGACCCGGUUCCUCAGACUCCAGAUGUGGACCUCCUGUUGGAAUGCACCUUCUCUUAUCAGCACCAGGACCCGCCGUUAGACCAGAUGCCCUCCCAACUCUAUCGCGAGACCGGACCGGACCGCGAGACCGGACCGGACCGCGAGACCGGACCGGACCGCGAGACCGGACCGGACCGCGAGACCGGACCGGACCGCGAGACCGGACCGGACCAGGACCGGGACCUGAAGUCGUGCGUCUCGAGUGAUGAGGAGGACAUUUACUCGACGGCGCCCCCCGUCUGUCACCGCGACAACCACAGCCCGCCCACCGAUCAGGAGCCGCCGUCCCUCGACCAAUCAGAGCGCAGAGACACGCGCCCGGAGCCCGUGUGCGAGAGCUGGAUGUGCCACGGGGGCCCGGGCUCCGGCAUCCUGCGCCUGCUCGUCACCGACAGGUAUCUCUGGUGUCUGGACUUUAAAGGAGGACUUUUCUUCUCUUCUCUGUCUGAGACGGGACUCACCUGGCAACGCUUCGACGAGAACGUCCACCAGGCGGCGCUGUCCCCCUCAGGUGCUCUGCUGUGGAAGGUGGAGCAGAGGUCUCUGAUGGCGUUGGCGAGCUCGCGGGCGGCGGGGGGGCGGAGACACUGGUAUAAGGCGCUGGAGCACGCCGCCUACGUGGACCUGAGCGAGGACUCGGCCUGGAUCAUCCGGACCAACGGGGACCUGUACCUGCAGACAGGUCUGAGUGCAGAGCGUCCGUGCGCGCGCUCGGUGCGGGUGGAGACUCCAGGUGUGUUCGUGCAGGUGUGUGUGGGAGGGGGCGUGGUCUGGGCGCUCACCGAACAUAAAGCCGUUUUCUACAGAGAAGGACUCAACAGCUUCUGCAGCGAAGGAGAACGCUGGGUCCAGGACACAGUCAGUGAGGCCCAGGGGGUGGAGCCCGUCUGUCUGGCGCUCGGUCCUGGUCUGGUCUGGGCCCUGGACUCUGACGGAAGUUUGUGGUUCAGAACCGGGAUCAGUCCAACGAGACCCCAAGGAACCGACGACCACUGGUGGGAGGUCCGGAUCUGGGACUACGCUCCGUUGGACCAGGGCAGUCUGUUCCAGUCGCUCUGGUCUGGUUCCGGUCUUGGUUCCGGUCUGGGGUCUGGUCUUGGUUCUGGUCUUGGUCUUCGGGGGGGUCCUGUAGACCGGGUCGUGUCCUUCCUGUCCCAGUCGUCUCAGGUCCAGCCGACGCUGAUCUGCUCCGGACCGUCUGGAGUCUGGGUCGGGUCGGCCCGGAACCAGAUCCACCACCACCACAGCGGCAGGAUCACAGGGAGUUUCUGGCAGACGUUGGUUCCUCGAGGAACAGUGUCGUCCACCAAAUGGAGCUUCAUCACCUCGUCCUCCGUCCACCCCCCGACUACAGGUUCGUUCCUGUGGUUGGCUCAGAGUCGCAGAGAUCUGUUCUGUGUUUGGGACCAAGACGGAGAACUGAGGCCCUCCAGUGUCCCCCUGCCCCCAGAGGUGGAGCUGUGUCACGUGUCGGCCUGUAGAGACGCUCUCUGGGCUCUGGACUCUCACGGUCGGGUUCUGAUCCGGACUCUGACCCAGUCCUGCCCCUCGGGCCUCACCUGGACUCUGCUGGACCUCAGCCAGUUAGGAGUUGUGCGUCUGGUGUGCGUCUCUUGUGGCUCUCAGAACGUCUGGGCUCUGGAUUCUCGGGGUCUCGUUUAUUUCCGCGUCGGGACUCAACCCCUGAACCCGAACAUGAUGCUUCCGGCCUGGAUCAGCAUCGAACCCCCAACCCUGCCCGUCGGGGUUCACUUGGUUCACAUCGUGAACAGUCCGUGUGACCGGAGGCUUUGGGCGCUCGACAACAGAGGAGCCGUGUUUGUACGAAGUGGACUGAGCGACGAGAUGCCUGUGGGCACCGGCUGGGACCACGUACCAGGUCUUCUGGUGGCUCAGGUCCUGUUGGGUCUGGACUCGGUUUGGGUUCGUGGUGUAAAUGGAGAAGUUUCUCGGAGAGUCGGCGUCUCACAGAAAAACUGUGCAGGAGAUUAUUGGAGACGCAGCCCCGGGACCUGCUCCUGCCUGACAGUGACCCCGGGAGACGAGCUCUGGGCCGUGACACCAAAUGGACUUUUGUCUCGCCGUUUAACGAAGCUCCUCCCACAUUGCCCUGGCCCCACCUCCUCCGCCAACAGAGGCCACGCCCCCUCGGUGACAUCACUGAGCGCGGAGGACGGCGACGACGAAUGGGAGCUCAUCUGACGCACACGCAGCCAAUGAGAAGAGAGCGGCGACUCACGUGGACCAAUAGGAGCAGAGUUUUCUCUAAUUUAAAUAUUUCUCACAAAUGUAACUUUAACAUUAAAGUCUAACGUUUAAAACGGCCAAUAGGAGCUCGUCUAACCUCUGAGCGCCGGGAGCAAGGCCUCAUGGGAAAUGUAGUUUGUUUUAAAGGGAACUUGACACGAUUAAACACUGAACUAAACCAAACGUUACUGAAUCUAAAAUGGAACUCAGGAGCAAAGCCUCAUGGGAAAUGGAGUUCCUGUGUAGUUUAUGAAGACACGUCUUUAGUGAUAGAAGUGUGGAGGUGGAGAGGGGGCUGAUGGGAAAUGGAGUCUGUGAUUUAAAUGUGAAAAGUGUUUGGGAGAAAAAGGGAUAAACUCUGACGUCAAAGUGAAAUCUGAACUUUUGUGGGUUUGUGGUUUGUGGAAGCACUUUAGUCAAACUGCACUUCACUGUUGGACCUGCAGGGGUCACUCUGUCUUUAGUUUACAUUUUAUUUCAUGUUUUGUUUUGUUUUUUCAUGUUUUGUUGCCAUUUUUGUCAAAUGUGAAACGGUUCAAGUUUGUAAAAAGAAUCAAAACUGUAAAAGUUUGUCCAGAGGAAAUUAAAUUAAGAAACUGUGGAACAAAAGCUUCAUCUGCCCCGACUUCUGUUCCUGCUGCCCCCCAUGAGCUUCAUUUGGCCCUGGUCUCGUCUCUGGUUGGAGGCGUCUGCGGCCACAGAAAAGGGGGCGGGGUCUUUGUUGUUGGUCAGAUUUACACGUUUACAUGAGGUUUUUCAAAUUCUGAAUUCAAAUCUCAUCUUGUUUCCAUGUAAAUAAAUAAUAAUAAUAAUAAUAAUAAUAAUGAUGUUUCUUGUUGUUUGGUGUUAAACUGGUGAGAUGUUUUUGAUUUCCUGUGUGUGAGCGUCUGGGGGAGGUUCUGAUUGGACAGAAACACCAACAGAUUUAAACACAAACACUUGAACUGCUCGUGUCUUUUCUGUCGUCUGGUUUGUGGUUCCUCCACCGACACAAACACCGUCCAGAACAUUUGGACCCGACGUGGUUCCGGAGAAUUCUCUCUGGAUUGAGUCUGGAUCAGAAGCACGAGCCGAACCACCGGGAUUAUUCUGAAGAAACUCACGAAGAAAUUCAUGCAGCUUUAAAAUGAGAAGAAACCAGUUACUUCACUAUGAAGUUUAAUUCACAAUCAACUUUUUUAGUUGGAAUUAAGUGUUCGGACGUUUGAAAGACAAAUUAAAUUUUAUUCACAAUUAAAUGAUUUUGAUUCAGAAUUAAAUCUCUCAUGUAAACGUGGUCAGUGAUGCUCUACUGACCUCUGACCUCUGACCUGUACGGCUGUCGUCUGGAGCAGAGGUCAAAGGUCAGACUCUGAUCUGGAGUUUUUAGAGUUUAUCACAAAUGUGACUAAAACGUCUUUAUUUACAGCGACAGAGGCCGAACUUUGGGCCUGUUGAAAGUCGUGAGAUUUCCUCCUCCUGGAUGAAAACUUGUACCAACCCUAACUCAAGUCAUUUUAACUGUAACUCAAGUCAUUUUAACUGUAACUCGUGUCAUGUUUCAGAUGAUUUUUUCUUAUUUUAAAACGGGAGAAAAAAAACGGCUCAGAUUCUGUGGCUCCAGAAAUAAAACAUGAGACUGAA